AUGGCCCCCCAAGCAAAGGAGAGCUGGAUUCACCGCGCCCGGAGCAACCCGCAUGUGAAGGGCGGUAACAUCAGCGUUCUGGGCAGCCAUUUUGUCGCAGCUUCUGGCGAGUUCGUGGGGACGUUUUUCUUCCUCUGGCUCGGCUAUGGCGGACAGUUGAUGGCGCUCACUCAAGCGGCAGCCCCAGCCGGAACAGGAGGAGGUGCCAGCAGCGAGACGGUCGUGUUUAUCUCACUCAUCUACAGCUUCUCGCUCCUCGUCAAUGCUUGGGCAUUUUACCGGAUCAGUGGUGGGCUUUUUAACCCGGCUGUGUCUCUUGGCCUUAGCCUUGCUGGACAGCUACCAUGGGCGCGUGCUGCGUUUCUCAUACCUGCACAGCUGCUGGCGUCCAUGUGUGCCGGCGGCCUUGCAGCGGCUAUGUUUAACGAGGAAAUUGUUUCCGUCAACACCUUACUCUCGGCGGAAACGUCGACAGCGAAGGGUCUGUUUAUCGAAAUGUUCAUGACGGCGGAACUGGUUUUCGUCAUCCUCAUGCUCGCCGCCGAAAAGUCAAAGGACACCUUUCUUGCCCCGGUCGGGAUUGGACUAGCUCUCCUUAUCUGUGAGCUCACUGUACGGCCCCUUGGCAUGGGAACGGACAUCUGGGCCAUCCCGUUCGACGACAUCAUUCUCAUUUUCAAGGCAAUGUAUACCUGCUUCGUGCUUUAUAUCACGAGCCGCCACCUCGUGCGGCUGUCUAUACUCCUGUUCUAUCACCGCCUUUUCGGCCACAUUCGCUUGGCACGGCUCCUGACACGGUUCAGUUGUGGGCUGGUCAUCGGCACCUGCACCGCAUUUGACUUUUCGAUGCUGUUUAGCUGUACGCCUGUUGAACACUUCUGGCACUCAUGGGACGAUCUGCAUGAGGGCCACUGCAUUAGCAUGCAUGGCAUCUUCUGGGCGGGAGCGUUCAUCGACAUCGCCACUGAUAUCUGGAUCAUGCUCAUCCCCAUUCCUUUUAUUAUGCGGCUCAGGCUUUCACUGCGGAAAAAGAUCUUGUCCGGCGUAAUGUUUGCGUUUGGAAUAUUCGUCAUCGUCGUCAGUCUAUACCGCCUCACGAUGAUCGACCGCUUCGUUUUGUCACAAAAUCCAACUGCGGAUUUUCUUGACGUCGGGACCUGGUCCGGUCUCGAGCUAUACGUUGGCAUCAUCUGUGCCUGCCUUCCCAAUUUCAACUCCCUGCUGAAGCCAUUCUACGCAUGGAUGGGCUCCCGGUCAAAGUCUGCGCGUCCUGUCGCCAACGAAUCCGGCGGCAGCAGCGGGCGACACCGCCAUGGAGAUGAAGAGGAGCAAUACGUCCUAGGUCGAACCAUCCGUGCGACGACUGUAAUCGAUGUCGAGGAGCACAGCUCUAAUGGAGAGAGUAUGAGUAUUGAUCGUGGCAAUGGUGGUUUUGGCCAGGACCGGGCCGCGGUCAGGAUGCAGGAGGUCGAACUGGGCAUGGCCACGAACAGCGCGAUAUGCGGGAGGGCUUGGUCGUGA
Messenger RNA from Diaporthe citri, 1521 nucleotides. RefSeq lists its product as uncharacterized. NCBI's taxonomy places the organism in Eukaryota, Fungi, Ascomycota, Sordariomycetes, Diaporthales, Diaporthaceae. Bases 1 to 1521 code for a protein of 506 amino acids. Gene Ontology annotation, biological process: transmembrane transport. The record is from RefSeq and is a predicted model, not a curated record. The transcript has 5 exons. Gene Ontology annotation, cellular component: membrane. Gene Ontology annotation, molecular function: channel activity.